AUGUCAAACCUUACAAAACUUGAGUUUGUGGCUCUUGACAUUACUGGGAAGAACUACUUAUCUUGGGUACUAGAUGCGGAAAUUUACCUAAAUGCCAAUGGUCUGGGAGACACAAUUAAGGCAGAAAAUAAGGCAUCUAAUCAAGAAAAGGCUAAAGCUAUUAUCUUUUUACGCCAUCAUUUACAUGAAGGACUAAAAAUGGAAUAUUUGACCAUUAAAGACCCACUCAUUCUUGGGAACAAUUUGAAAGAAAGGUAUGACCACCAGAAAACUGUCAUUCUCCUAAAAGCUCGUUAUGAAUGGAUGCACUUGCUCUUACAAGAUUUUAAAUCUGUUAGUGAGUAUAAUUCUGUGAUAUUUAGAAUCAGUUCUCAACUGAAAUUAUGUGGAGAAAAAGUCACUGAUGAAGACAUGUUGGAGAAAACAUUCUCCACAUUUCAUGCAUCCAAUGUGCUCUUAUAG
Molecule: messenger RNA, 462 nt
Organism: Neltuma alba
Lineage: Eukaryota; Viridiplantae; Streptophyta; Magnoliopsida; Fabales; Fabaceae
Exons: 1
Coding region: 1-462 (153 amino acids)
Source: RefSeq, a predicted model, not a curated record